AUGCCUUCAAGUGUUCAUAUACCAGUACGGUAUCUCUUAUGGUUUGCUUAUUCAUUACCAGGUUUUGCUCUAUUUUCUUGUGUUGGUUUAUCUAUUAUAAAAGAUUUUGAAAAAUCUACACGUACACAUUGCAAUGUUUUUAAUUUUCUACCAUCUAUAUCUGCAUCAAUUGGUGAUUGUGAACCACAACGUUAUAUUUGGCGUUUAUGUUUUGCAUUAGAUAGUAUUCCUCGUUAUCUAAUUGCAUAUUUACAAUUAAUACGUUUAUUAAAUCGUCAUCAUAUAGGUUUACCAGAACUUUAUCCAUUUGUUCAAAUGUCAAAUAGUAUUAUACAUUUUCUUGAGCUUACAUUUCUUCUUCUACUAACAUAUAUAUCAUCAAAUGAAAUUAAAUGGAUACAUGAAUGUUCAUUUGUUGGUUUUAUGAUUUGUUCAUUAGUACAUAUGCUUCUAACGGUACUUAUUGAUUAUUUUUGGCCACGAACAAUCAAAUAUCUUCCAAGUGAUCAAGAAAGAAGUGCACGUUCAAAACGAUUAAAAUGGUUUAUUGUUAAUAUUAUGUCUUUUUUCAUUUCACUUUAUUUCUAUUUUCGACAUAACAGUGCUUGUGAAGCAAAUAUCUAUUCGAUGUAUUGUCUUUUUGAAUAUUUUGUUGUGUUAACAAAUAUUGCAUAUCAUUCUGUUGUUAUGGAUGAAUGGGAUCAACAAGGAGGACAAAUACAAAUUUUUUAUUAA
Adineta steineri is the source of this 735-nucleotide messenger RNA. NCBI's taxonomy places the organism in Eukaryota, Metazoa, Rotifera, Eurotatoria, Adinetida, Adinetidae. The record is from the annotation of a GenBank genome assembly.